AGUUAAUGCCCAGCUUUUGGUAAUAUUUCACAGUUCGCUGUCAUUGUGUGAUCAUAGAAAUUAUUUUAUAAAUUUUAAAAGGGCACAACAUGACUUUUACCUUGUGGAAUUUAUUCGAAGCUUCCUUACUGUGCUUGAAUGCUGUAUGCAUCCUGCAUGAAGAGCGCUUCCUGGUGAAAAUUGGAUGGAGUGCCAAAUCACCGACUCAGGGUUUUGGUGAACCACCUACAGCAAAGGCACAGAUAUUAAAUUUAAUUCAUUCCAUUCGAACUGUUGCUCGGAUUCCUCUGAUAUUGUUAAACAUAUUAACAAUUAUAUUUAAAUUACUACUUGGCUAACACUUUAUAUUGGCAUAAGUUUUCUGUUGGUCAAUGAAAUUCAAUAUUUUAUAAAUAAAACUUAAUUUAUAGAAAAAUAAUGAAAGAUGCAUUUGAAGAACAAUUGGUUUAUAUUACGGAGUGUGUUAAAUUUAGUUUAGAAUAUCUUUAUGAAGUUUUUGCGGAUGUAUUUCUUGAAACUUAAAAAUAAUUUAACUAUUAGCUAGCAGAUGUCACUCAAGACCUACUUUGGCUAUUUUAUUAAUUUCUCUAUACCUAUAUGAUUUGCUCUAUAACUCUUAGAUUUUUAUUUCAAGUUUUGUGUCUUGUAUGUUAUUUAUUUUUAUUUGCAAAAUAUAAUUGCAAAGCAAUUACUUUUUA
Molecule: messenger RNA, 698 nt
Organism: Dalotia coriaria
Lineage: Eukaryota; Metazoa; Arthropoda; Insecta; Coleoptera; Staphylinidae
Product: immediate early response 3-interacting protein 1
Exons: 3
Coding region: 90-338 (82 amino acids)
Biological process (GO): endoplasmic reticulum to Golgi vesicle-mediated transport
Cellular component (GO): Golgi membrane; endoplasmic reticulum membrane; COPII-coated ER to Golgi transport vesicle
Source: RefSeq, a predicted model, not a curated record